Molecule: messenger RNA, 744 nt
Organism: Vicia faba (fava bean)
Lineage: Eukaryota; Viridiplantae; Streptophyta; Magnoliopsida; Fabales; Fabaceae
Source: the annotation of a GenBank genome assembly
AUGGCGGAAGAUCUGGUGCUGGAUACUGCAAUCAGAGACUGGGUCUUGAUCCCUUUAUCUGUUGUUAUGGUUCUAAUUGGUGUGCUCCGUCAUAUUGUUUCCAAGCUUAUGCGGUCUACUCAAACUCCCGAUGCCAAAAUUGUCAGAGAAGGGCAAGUUAUGCUUAGAGCUCGGAAUUUACGGAUGGCGGCUAAUUUUAUCCCUUCCAAGGCUUUUCGUGCUCGGAAGCUUUAUUAUUGUAAUGAGGAAAAUGGUCUGUUGUUCGUUCCGAAGGGCCAAGCCCAGAAUCCACAAGCACAGAUGUUCUCUGAUCCGAACAUGGCCAUGGAUAUGAUGAAGAAAAACCUUUCAAUGAUCAUACCACAGACUCUUACUUUUGCUUGGGUGAACUUUUUCUUUUCUGGAUUUGUAGCAGCCAAAAUACCCUUUCCAUUAACUCAGAGAUUUAGGUCAAUGUUACAGAAUGGAAUAGACCUCAGCACAGUGGAUGUUAGCUACGUCAGCAGUCGCUCUUGGUACUUCCUCAAUCUAUUUGGCUUAAGAGGACUGUUUAGUCUCAUCUUGGGGGAAGAAAAUGCUGUAGAUGAUACACAAAGAAUGAUGCAAAUGGGUGGUGGAUUCGGAUUUGAUCCUUCAAAGGGUCUGAGUGUUGAGAAAGACAAUCUUGACAUAACUCAGCAUGACUGGGCCUUACCAAAUUUCGAGCAUCGUGCUGAAUCUGCGUUGAAGAAAGUCAUCAGCUGA